Messenger RNA from Pseudoliparis swirei, 5755 nucleotides. It is a transcript of the gene clybl, whose product is annotated as citrate lyase beta like. The transcript has 8 exons. NCBI's taxonomy places the organism in Eukaryota, Metazoa, Chordata, Actinopteri, Perciformes, Liparidae. The coding region runs from base 2 to 1048 and encodes 348 amino acids. The record is from RefSeq and is a predicted model, not a curated record. Gene Ontology annotation, molecular function: (S)-citramalyl-CoA lyase activity. Gene Ontology annotation, biological process: regulation of cobalamin catabolic process.
CAUGGCGGCGCACAUCACCAGAGCGGUGAGGCGACUUCUCCCUCAGCAGGGCGUCGGACUCCGGCCCGCGGCCUGGCGGGCGCACGCCGACGGGCGCCGUUUCCUCCGCCACUUGGCGGGUCUCCCCCCGCCGCGCUACACCCCCCGCCGGGCGGUGCUCUACUGCCCCGGCGACGACGAGCGGAAGCUGAGGAAGCUGGCGUCGCUCGACGUCGACUGCGCCGUCCUGGACUGCGAGGACGGCGUGGCCCUCGGCAAAAAGACUGACGCCAGAGAGACGAUCUCCCGGAUGCUGGCGGAGCUGGACCUGGGCCGCACGGAGAAGUGCGUGAGGGUGAACUCCGUGUCCAGCGGGCUGGCCGACGCCGACCUGCAGGUCAUCCUGCGGGCCGAGCUGCUGCCUCCCGCCGUCAUGCUGCCCAAAGUGGAGGACGUGCAGGAGGUGCAGUGGUUUGUUGGCAGGUUCCAGCACCACUUGAAAGGACGCCGCCUGACGGAGCCCAUUCGCCUGGUCACCUUUGUGGAAACCGCUGUGGGCCUGCUCAAUUUUCAGGCGGUGUGUGAGGAAAUCCGUCGGCUCGCUCCGGAGGCCGGUCUCCACCAUGACGGCGUGGUGUUCGGCUCCGAUGACUUCUGCGCGAGCAUCGGGGCCACGCGGACCGAAGAUGCCAGGGAGCUCCUGUACGCCCGGCAGAAGGUGGUGGUCACCGCCAAGGCGUUCGGCCUGCAGGCCGUCGACAUGGUGCACAUCGACUACAAAGACGUGGAGGGGCUGCGGCGCCAGGCCAGAGAGGGGGCGCUCAUGGGCUUUACAGGUAAGCAGGUGAUCCACCCGGGGCAGAUCCAGGCCGUGCAGGAGGAGUUCUCCCCCAGCCAACAGAGGGUCCAGUGGGCCACAGAGCUCAUCGCUGCGUUUGACCAGCACCAGAAGGAGGGAAAGGGCGCAUUCACCUUCCACGGCAGCAUGAUCGACAUGCCCUCGGUGAGGCAGGCGCGCAACGUCCUGGUGCUGUCCGCCGCCGUGCCGCCGCAGGGACGCCGCGGCUGACCGGCGACGGGAAGCUGCAGAGAGAGAGAAGAGCUGGAGGACUGCUGACGCUGCUUUACAUCCAAGUUGUUGACAAUUGGGGAAAUGUUUUGGUGCUGUGAAGUUUGUUUGUUGUUUGUUUUCUGCUGUCGUCCUGUUUGUGUGUCAAACACAACUUCAGAUGGUUUUCAUCUAAUCUGCACGCGCAGUGUGUGUGUGUGUGUGUGUGUGUGUGCCAUCAUGUCAUCCUCUAGUCUGUGUGUGUGUGUGUGUGUGUGUGUGCCAUCAUGUUAUCCUCUAGUCUGUGUGUGUGUGUGUGUGUGUGCGUGCGUGCGCCAUCAUGUCAUCCUCCAGUGUGUGUGUGUGUGUGCGUGCGCCAUCAUGUCAUCCUCCAGUGUGCGUGUGUGUGUGUGUGUGCGUGCGUGCCAUCAUAUCAUCCUCUAGUCUGUGUGUGUGUGUGUGUGCCAUCAUGUCAUCCUCUAGUCUGUGUGUGUGUGUGUGUGUGUGUGUGUGCGUGCGUGCCAUCAUGUCAUCCUCUAGUCUGUGUGUGUGUGUGUGUGUGUGUGCGUGCCAUCAUGUUAUCCUCUAGUCUGUGUGUGUGUGUGUGUGUGUGUGUGUGUGUGUGCAUGCCAUCAUGUCAUCCUCUAGUCUGUGUGUGUGUGUGUGUGUGUGUGUGUGUGUGUGUGUGCGUGCGUGCCAUCAUGUCAUCCUCUAGUCUGUGUGUGUGUGUGUGUGUGUGCGUGCCAUCAUGUUAUCCUCUAGUCUGUGUGUGUGUGUGUGUGUGUGUGCGUGCCAUCAUGUUAUCCUCUAGUCUGUGUGUGUGUGUGUGUGUGUGCGUGCCAUCAUGUUAUCCUCUAGUCUGUGUGUGUGUGUGUGUGUGCGUGCCAUCAUGUCAUCCUCUAGUCUGUGUCUGUGUGUGUGUGUGUGUGUGUGCAUGCGUGCCAUCAUGUUAUCCUCUAGUCUGUGUGUGUGUGUGUGUGCGUGCCAUCAUGUUAUCCUCUAGUCUGUGUGUGUGUGUGUGUGUGCGUGCCAUCAUGUCAUCCUCUAGUCUGUGUGUGUGUGUGUGUGUGUGCGUGCCAUCAUGUUAUCCUCUAGUCUGUGUGUGUGUGUGUGUGUGCGUGCCAUCAUGUCAUCCUCUAGUCUGUGUCUGUGUGUGUGUGUGUGUGUGUGUGUGUGCGUGCCAUCAUGUUAUCCUCUAGUCUGUGUGUGUGUGUGUGUGUGUGUGCGUGCCAUCAUGUCAUCCUCUAGUCUGUGUGUGUGUGUGUGUGUGUGUGCCAUCAUGUCAUCCUCUAGUCUGUGUGUGUGUGUGUGUGUGUGCGUGCCAUCAUGUUAUCCUCUAGUCUGUGUGUGUGUGUGUGUGCAUGCGUGCCAUCAUGUUAUCCUCUAGUCUGUGUGUGUGUGUGUGUGUGUGUGUGUGCGUGCCAUCAUGUUAUCCUCUAGUCUGUGUGUGUGUGUGUGUGUGCAUGCGUGCCAUCAUGUUAUCCUCUAGUCUGUGUCUGUGUGUGUGUGUGUGCAUGCGUGCCAUCAUGUCAUCCUCUAGUCUGUGUGUGUGUGUGUGUGUGUGUGUGCGUGCCAUCAUGUUAUCCUCUAGUCUGUGUGUGUGUGUGUGUGUGUGUGUGUGUGUGUGUGCGUGCCAUCAUGUCAUCCUCUAGUCUGUGUGUGUGUGUGUGUGUGUGUGCGUGCCAUCAUGUUAUCCUCUAGUCUGUGUGUGUGUGUGUGUGUGUGUGUGUGUGCGUGCGUGCCAUCAUGUCAUCCUCUAGUCUGUGUGUGUGUGUGUGUGUGCGUGUGUGCGUGCGUGCGUGCGCCAUCAUGUCAUCCUCCAGUGUGUGUGUGUGCGCCUACCAUCUCCAUGGUUGCGGCAAAAGAGUAAACAAACACAACAAGCCACUGUUGUGGAUCCCCUCAUUGGCCCCCAGGUCUUUCAGCCCCCCCCCCCCCCUCCAGCCUGACUCACAGACAUCAAAGUCUUAUAAAAACAAACAAACCCAAAAGUACCAGAUGGAGUCUUUCAACUGACAAAGUAGCGUUUCCUUCUUCCGUCAGUCUUUGAGUCUCGGCCUCCUCAGUGAAGACGUGGCGGCUGUGAGCCGCGGCUCCGAGGAGGAGGAGCGUGUGGCGUCGGACACGCCGCGACCUGCGCGAACAGUAAACAAUGCACACACAGACACACCCACACACACACACACACACACGUGCACGCGCGCUGCCGGAGUUCUCCCCCUGAUCUCUCACUCAUCUUAUUGUCUCAGUUGUUCUUCCUCCAUCCUCGUCUUCCUCUUCCGCAGUUUGAAGCCGACGCUUCUCUGAACACACAUAUAACAACGAGCUGAGCGGCUUCGUGCCGCGGGCGCUCCUCUCCGCUCCGCUCCGCCGCUUCGUGCCGGUCGUCCUGACUCCCGGUGGAGUGGCCGUGAUGAGGAGGAGACCGAGGCCAUGUUGCUCCAGCAGACCGGCGCCCGGCUUUGUCUCUCCGCCGGUGGAUGGGAGGAUAAUUGGGGGGGUGUUGAAUGGUUAAUGGUGCCAUUGGUGACCAUGGUAAUGAAAAGGCACCGAGCCUCCCCUACCCCCCCCCCCCCCCCCCUCUCUACUGUAUGAUCUAUUGUGUCUGGGGCCGGGCCGGGCCGGGCCGGGCCGGGCCGGGCCAGAUAAAGAUGGAAGCCGCUCCUCGCCAAACAGCCCAACAGUAAACCGUCUCUUCGGCAUUUGGCCAAAUAUUUUGCUCGCCCCUGUUUUUUUCUCUUCUUCCUCACGGUUAUGAAUUCACACGCAGCUCUUUUUUCAUUUGUUUAUUUUGUUUUUCGCCCAAGUCUGCCACAAUAAACAACAACUGUCGUGACGUGUGCCAUUAGUUCCACGAGUCCACAGACACGUGAGGCUCUGCAGAACUUCUGGAACUCCUCCCCUCGGCCUAAAGGGUGUCACGCGUAGAGGAGGCGUUUCCUCCGCUUGUCAUGACAUCAUCCGUAGGUUGUGAGUGUUCCUGUUCUGACGGCUGGACUCGAUGCGCGUCUUGUUUUGGGAAUUCUCAAAGCAUUUCCUCCACAUUCGGUGUUGGCUGUCGUGGAUCGAUCGCGUGCAGCAGGGGGCGUGUCUCUGGAUCUGAGUCGUCCAGUAAACGCUCCGAACCCAAACGCUCCGCCCGGUUCCUCCAGCGAGCAUCGCCUCCGUCGCCGGGUCGGAACUAAAAGACCUCGGAUCAUGGGAUGCCUCGUAGGAAGAUGUCCUUGCAGUGCAGACAGUUCCUCGGACACACACACACACACAUAAAGAAACACACAAACACGUGCUCUGCACUCUUUGAGUUGGAGGAAGAUUCUCACCAGGUGAGUUUGAGUGGAGGCCGGACUGAAUGGCUUCUCUCUUCCACCAAGCCGCUCUGCACCAACAGGUGUGUGUGUGUGUGUGUGUGCCCCCCCCCCCCCCCCCCCCCCCAAAGACACAUCCAUCCCCUGAGUGCUUCCUUUGACACGUGUCUGUUAUCACACCCCCCCCUCCCCUCCCCUAAUUUAAAGAUAAAAUAAACGUCCUCUGGUCUCGUUGCUCCGUGUCGACGUUCAAUCAACUCGCCCGCGGAUGAAAAUUAAUAAUAAUAAUAAUAAUAAUAAUAAUUGUAAUUCCCCCCCCCCCCCCCGCGAGAGACUUCCGGUGCCAUCUCUGUGGAGGAGUGCGUCCCCCAGUCCGCCUCCGCGCUGUAAUGCUACAUAACAACCCCGAAAUCAUCUGUUCGGACCCGGCACCGUUUCCUUUUCUUUUUUUGGGGGUUGGGGGGCUGGAGGGGGGGGGCGUAUUUAAACACAUCUCUCCGGUACUCACCCAUGAGAGUAAAUUAGAAUUAACACGAUUAGAACCUCACCAGAAAUUGUGACGGGAAUCAAUUAGGCUGCGAGCAGCGUCUCAGAGGCCGUAAUGUGCUGGUCGAGAUUGCUUUCAUAAAUUACGAGGAGGGGCCGGGGGGAGAAAAUGCAUGUAUGCAGAACACUGUCAGAGGAAAAUUAAAACGAAAUGUUUUACAUAUUUUUCCAUUAAUCUAAAUGGGACCCGUGUGGCAGAGAUGGUUUUAUUGUAAUUCCUCGCCCGGGGACGCCCGAAUAAUGACUUGAUGUUUUAAUAGACUUCUAAUGACAAUAUAUGACAAAGUAAUUGCAGCGGAAGAUUAUUCUAAAGCAAUAAAAAUACCUCGUUAUUGCAGCUGCAGCACAGUGUGAGAAGUGUAAACCUAUUAGCCCGAAAGAGAUGGCUGGAAAUGGUGGCGCACGCGCGCGCGGAGCCGAUCGGCGCGCAGACAUUAGUUGAGGCUAAUUACCUCCGUUUCAAUAUUUAGGAUUAUUGUUUCCACGGCUGGGACGUGUUCCACGUGGCUCCAGCCGGCCGUCGCCUUCUGAGGAGCUGGUGCUGUCACUGCUUAAUUUUCGGGAUAUCCACCCCCCCCCCCCCCACCCCCACCCGAGGCUAUAGACAAGUUUUUAAUUUUACAUUUUUUAUUAUCAAUUAUUGCUUACCAAAAUAAUAAUUAAAAGGCUUUAAAUAAUAAUAAAAAGAAGAAAUAAAAUGAAUUCGUUCUCAUACUUUCUUCUGAGGGGUUGUGGAAUAAAAAUGAAAUUAUGCCGCUGUUGGAAACGGAAUGCAUAUUUAUUUUUUUGAAAUGUAAUGUCACAAAACAAAUUAUAGCGCCGAUAUAAAAAGGCGGAUUAAUUGGACUGCUAAUAAAAUGUCCAACCUCUACUUUUU